AUGAGAUGCUUUGAUGACAGGCCUACACGUACUUCUGGCCGAAACUUUGAGUCGGACUUUAUGAGAUUACCACGUGGUGUCGGCAUUAGUGUUGAUAGAAGUAGUGGUCGACUCAUGGCCCCAGCGGUACAAUUAACAUAUCCAAGUGUAGGCAGUCGUACUUGGACCGAUGGCCAUACAGGUGCAAUUUUCGAUUUAUUUAAUGAGGCCACACUGGGACCAGCUAACCGAGUAGCAGCCGCUUAUGAUACUGCUCGCGUUCAAAAUUUUCACAAUGCUUCACAUUUGAAUGCAGCAUGGCGACAAACAUUUGCUGGUGGCAAAGUUCGCGGCGGAGAAUUAGCCCGUCGACAUGAACUGUUUGAAUAUUAUGAGAACUACUUUAACCGUAACGAGGCGUUGGCACUGUCUCAACGUGUGAUUGGUCUAUACACACUAACAAUAGAUGCAUCAGCUGUUCAACUUAAUGAAUUUGCACGUCGUGCACUGUCACAACUAACAGCAACACUCGAUUCCGACCUCUAUGAAGAUUUUAUCAACACUUGA
Molecule: messenger RNA, 546 nt
Organism: Rotaria socialis
Lineage: Eukaryota; Metazoa; Rotifera; Eurotatoria; Philodinida; Philodinidae
Source: the annotation of a GenBank genome assembly